CUUGGGCCCGCUGCGCCGCGCCCCGCCGGGACCCCGCGUUGUUCUCCUCACUCUUGGGGCGCGCGUUUCCACCCCACGAAGAGCGCCACACGCACCACGCCGCUGCCGAACGGAAAAUUAUCGGCAAAUCCCGGCCGCACUUUGAGAGGCACGCCGCGGAACCCAACUGGGCUAGCGCAGGGCAAGCGCCCAGCCGCUUGCAAACAGCCGCGCAAUCACAACACCGCGCUUUGCCCAUUGGGUGUGGCGAAAAAGGCGCCCCAACCCCCCACCCUGGGGCUGCCGGCUUCGACCCCCGCGGCCGCCAGUAUUAUGGGAUAGCUCGCGCCUCUCCCGGUGGGGGCGCCCCCACCCCCGCCACGGAUGAGAUGCGGGUGGGGGAAGGAGCGGCGCUUGUCGCAGGCAUUUGGUUCGAACAAGCAACGAGCCACCGGGAAGCAGGCAUGAAGCUGGCGAUUUCCCCAGCCCCCACCCCUCCACUGCUGCAACCAAAAUCCCCCCAGAGGACCCCGACAGCCCCAACACCACAGAUGCGCCGCAGCCCAUAG
Messenger RNA from Trypanosoma grayi, 548 nucleotides. RefSeq lists its product as hypothetical. The transcript has a single exon. The record is from RefSeq and is a predicted model, not a curated record. Lineage: Eukaryota; Euglenozoa; Kinetoplastea; Trypanosomatida; Trypanosomatidae. The annotation marks the transcript as partial.